Molecule: messenger RNA, 2506 nt
Organism: Stegodyphus dumicola
Lineage: Eukaryota; Metazoa; Arthropoda; Arachnida; Araneae; Eresidae
Product: BTB/POZ domain-containing protein KCTD9
Biological process (GO): intracellular signal transduction; protein homooligomerization
Molecular function (GO): protein binding
Source: RefSeq, a predicted model, not a curated record
CUGUUUAUGUUUGUAUAUAGUCUUUUGGCAUUUGUACUCAAACUUAGUUUUGAAGUGUGUUUUUCGUUUUAUGCUGCUCGUAUUUUUUAGGAAAGCAAAAUUAAACUUAAUGCAUUUUAAUAUACAUUGUAAAUACUGGAAACUGUACCAUGGGAAGAGUUGUUGUAUUUAAAAAUGGAUCGAGGGUUGAUGGAAAGCUGUUGCCUUUAUCUGAUACCCUUGAUGAUCUUUUGAUGGCAGCUGCAAAAAAACUCAAUAUUUCUGCUAAAGUAUUGUAUACUGCUCAAGGUGGAGAAAUAGAUGAUAUCACUCUCAUUAGGGAUGAUGAUGUUUUAUAUGUUUCGUCUGGAGAACCAUACAUUGCUUCAUCAAAUACCUUGCCCAGAGCAGCAGGCAAAUGUUAUAUAUCAAUGCCACAUGAUAUGCAAAUUGCUACAGUACCUGGCACAACAUUUACAAAUCCUGACUGGCUGCUUCUAAAUGUUGGAGGCAAACAUUUUGCAACAACCAGAAGCACACUGACAACGAAAGAACCAAAUUCUAUGCUGGCAUGUAUGAUAGCAUCUGAAGGCAGUGCUUUAUUAUGCCCAAGCUCUGUUGAUAAUAAUGGUGCCUUUCUUAUUGAUCGAAGUCCUGUUUAUUUUGAGCCCAUUUUAAACUAUUUAAGGCAUGGGCAACUGAUCCUCGACAAAAGUACAAAUCCCCAAGGUGUUUUGGAAGAAGCAAGAUUUUUUGGAAUCGAAAGUUUAGUAAAAAUACUGGAAAAGAUGGUGCAGGAUGAACAAAAGCAUUCAUCAGACAGUGCAGCUCUUACUAGAAGAGAUGUUAUCAAUACAUUAAUUUCCACUUCAUAUUCUUCUGAGCUAAGGUUUCAGGGAGUAAAUCUAUGUCAAGCAGAUUUGUCACGUCUGGAUCUUCGCCAUAUAAAUUUUAAAUAUGCAAAUCUUCAUCGUACAAAAUUAUCUGGGGCAAAUCUUAGUUAUUGCUGUUUAGAACGAACAGAUCUAUCCCAUGCUAAUCUUGAAGGUGCCAUCUUGCUUGGUGUAAAAAUGCUGUGUGCAAAUCUGGAAGGUGCAAAUCUGCGAUCUUGUAACAUGGAAGACCCAGCUGGAAAUCGAGCGAAUAUGGAAGGUGUAAAUCUCAAAGGAGCUAAUCUGGAAGGCAGUCAGAUGGCUGGUGUCAAUUUAAGAGUGGCUACUUUAAAAAAUGCAAAUUUGCAGAAUUGUGAUCUUCGAGGUGCUGUUUUAGCUGGUGCUGACUUGGAGAAUUGUGAUCUUUCAGGAAGUGAUUUACAUGAAGCAAAUUUGAGGGGUGCAAAUUUAAAAGAUGCUGCCUUUGAACUUAUGCUUACACCUUUGCAUAUGUCUCAAGCUAUAAGAUAAAAGGUUCUUGACUGCUUUCAUACCAACUAGAUCCAUAAAUGAAUAUGCAAUAUCUGGCCCCAAGAAAAACAUAUUUGCCUUCAGCAGUUUGUUUAUGCAAAUCAAAUAUUUUUACAUGGUCUUUUAAAAUAAAUAUACUUAAUUUUAUUUUAUUGGAUUUUGGGAGUGAUGUGAAGAAGCCCAUAAAAUAUUAAUUAAUAAUUAAAGGAAGGAAGUUAAUUUAUUUAAAUGCUAACUUGGCUGUAUUUUUUAAGACUGCAUUUUUUUAGUUAAUAUUUAUUUACUGAUGUCUAUUUUUUGGAUUCAUAAUCUCACUGCUGACAUGUUUAACAAGAUGUAUUUGCUUUAGUAUUAUGUUUUAUUGACCAAAAUGAAGUUUUACACUUCAUUGUUAAAUUAUUUGUUCUCAUUAAUAUGCUUUAUUUUUUUAUUUUAUUAUUAUUAUUAUUUUUUUUUAAUGUAAAAUACCUUCUGCACUGACUGUUGCUUGUAUAUAUAUUAGUUCCAUGAAAGUGAUUUUUAGUCCAUCCAUUCAGUGCUUGUUGAAACUGUAUAUAUGUAAACGUGAGCUGACCAUAUUUGGCUACAUUUUGAAAGUUUUGAAUAUGAGUAUAGGUGAGAUGAUGUGUUUCUAUGCAUUUCAAGCAUUUUCUAUAUUAUUCUUCAAAGCAUGCAUUGGAAUUUGAUUCCAUUUUAAUACAAAUAAAUUUUAAUUUUGAAAUGUUUUUGCAAUAAAUUAGCUCUUGCAAGCUCUGCAUUGUUAAGUUAUUCAUCUACAAAUCUCUUCCCACUGAAAUUAUAUAAAAAUUAAUUUAUGAAACAUUAACUAAUGUAUAUUGGAUGCAUUAAUAUACUGUAAACCCCUUGAAAUUUAAAGAGCUCUUUAGACAAUCCAAAACUUCAAAUUAUGUCUUAUUGAGAAACUGAAAAUUUAUUCUUUUUAUUGUGUGUGAUUGAUUAUAAGUAAAAAUAGCAUAUAUAUCAGUUGCUUAUUUUAUACAAAUCAGAAUGUUUUCCUCCAAUCUGCUUGAAAAGUGUGGAAUAUAUUGUUUGCUGUGGUUUUUUGCAGGUUUGGAAAAUUGUAUAAUUUUUGUUAAUAAGUUUAAUAAAUUACUUAAAAUAAA